AUAACAGAAUUAUCACGGCUGGUACGUCCUACACUUCCAAGCACUGUAAGAGCAAUGUUGAGAUUCCUAUUUGUUGAUUCCUUAUUAAUGGAUUAUAGUUACAAAGGUCAAAAAAAAAAGAUUUUUUCAACACUGGCUGUUUGUUCAUUGAUCUUUAAUUCAAUAAAGAAGAUUGAAAAAUUUAAAGACAGCAAUACCAUUGACAUUGAAGGGCCAAUUAAAGUCUUUAUUGCAGGUGCUAAAUUUCGAUCAAAAACACCAAACAAUGAUAGCGAAGAAAAUAUUAAUCACACAAUUUGA
Molecule: messenger RNA, 300 nt
Organism: Diuraphis noxia (Russian wheat aphid)
Lineage: Eukaryota; Metazoa; Arthropoda; Insecta; Hemiptera; Aphididae
Source: RefSeq, a predicted model, not a curated record